UACAGACAAAACUGUAGUAUGAAUAAUGGCUGACCUACCUAGAUGGGAAUACGUCCUCAUCAUUAUAUGUGCUGAAGUUAUAUUGGCGGUUAUCAUUACUCUUGUGAUCUGUUGGAAAUGUAGAUGGUCAAAGAAGGAUGAGUUUAAAGAUGAGAAGAGACCUUUGCCCAUGCCCGAGGUGGACGAUGUAAUGGAUGAUAUGUUUCAAAAAGACGACCGUAUUGUAGUUGGUCAUGCUCCUCUGCGUCACGAGUUUAUGUAUAUGUCCAAAAAUGUGGCAUUUCGUGACGAACAAGAUGCCUCAUUUUCAACUGCCCCAGCUGCCUACACAAAUUUUGCGUUUGCCAAUAUCGCCCACAAAAGUACAAAGUUAAAUGAAUCAGUAACUCCUAAUACUGAAGAAAGUGACGAUAUGAAAUCAAAAGAUAAUCAUACAGAAACAGCCGUAGGAUCUGCAAUUGUGUAUAAUGAGAAAACAUCCAGACAAAGUAGACAACAAGCUUUGUCUGUAGCAUCUCAGUAUACACCAGAAAAUGUUUCGAGACAAUCAACAACGAUUCAGAAUUCUAAGCGUCCACCUACUACCACGAUGGGAAAUGCGAUUUAUGUUGUUGAUAACCAGUUGCUUACUACCAAUCAUCAGCCUUCACCUAGUAUAAGUGAAAGCUCACGACUCACGCCUGUCGAGUACGAAAUGAAUGUAAUGGAUUCCACUGGAAUGGAAAAUUCACCAAUGAUCCAUCGUCACAGCGUUCAGCCAUUGUCUCCGUUGAUUGUUCAAAGCGUUGACGCAGUACCGAUUGAAAUGGAAGCUGUGGUGUCAUCACAACCAGAUACACUACAAACCACCGCAAUGAGACAGUUCAACCGAGAGUUAGACCUCCUGCGAUCUCCACCACCCAGCUACCAGACGGCAACAGGACGUAGAACCAAUCCUUUCAUGGGGCAACCAGUUAUGUUGGUUGAAGCAGAUUACUAAACUCAACCAAAUUUGAUGACAGUACAGACCGUCAGAAGCAAAUGUGAACGUGCAUAAUUGUGUUUCAGAACUCGUCAAUUAAUUGAACUUUUUGUUAUUUAUAUGUAAAUAAUUUUGUAUACUAUUUAUCAAGGCAAAAUAAUUGAUAUGUAAGGAAUUGAUUAUGAUGUAUACAACGGAUUUUAGUCUUUGAACUGACAUUUACUGUACAUGUAUUAUUAUUUUCUACUAGGAAAUUAAAACUAUACUAUACACCAACCAAUCUGUGUAUGAGACAAUAACUUCGUGAUUUUUACUUUGACUAAAGAAACACAGAGAAUUCAAAAUACAAAAAAUAAAAUCUUACAUUUUUAAUUGGACUACUACUGUCUUUACUGAUAUCGUUUGAAAAAAAAAUGGAUUAAUUAUUUUAACUUGUACAUCAUUCUUUUAAGUGCA
Mytilus californianus (California mussel) is the source of this 1417-nucleotide messenger RNA. RefSeq lists its product as uncharacterized. Bases 26 to 979 code for a protein of 317 amino acids. The transcript has 3 exons. The record is from RefSeq and is a predicted model, not a curated record. NCBI's taxonomy places the organism in Eukaryota, Metazoa, Mollusca, Bivalvia, Mytilida, Mytilidae.